Molecule: messenger RNA, 2377 nt
Organism: Dendrobium catenatum
Lineage: Eukaryota; Viridiplantae; Streptophyta; Magnoliopsida; Asparagales; Orchidaceae
Product: calcium-dependent protein kinase 18
Exons: 12
Coding region: 446-2050 (534 amino acids)
Biological process (GO): protein autophosphorylation; intracellular signal transduction; peptidyl-serine phosphorylation
Cellular component (GO): nucleus; cytoplasm
Molecular function (GO): calmodulin binding; ATP binding; calcium ion binding
Source: RefSeq, a predicted model, not a curated record
AUUCAGAAAAACAAAACCACAAAGACGACACCCGACCGAUCGCGUAUCGAAGGAAAGAGCAAGCGCAAGUUCCAACAACUAACCACUCCGCAUACGACGAUCCAAAUCUUUGCAGGAAAGCCAUUCGCCGGCAUCGUAAAGAAGUGAUUGUUUUUAAUGGCUUUUCCAUUUCUCUGUUUCCGUGUCGCUUCUCAUUCUCAUUCCUCUUGAAUUUUCUCGUCUUCCCGCUGAUGAGGGAGAGGUAAUCCUAAAUAGAAACCAACGUUGCUUUCUUUUACCUUUUCUUUGAUCGCCUCUCCCUUUCCUCCAUCUCGCGCUUUUCGAAAUGGCGGUCGCUGCAAUCAUAUCUCCUUUCUUCAAACUCUUUCGGCUUUCUUUCUGCUUCUUAGGAAGGAAGCAUAACACCCCUGUAAAUUAAUAUUCAUCUCUCCAAAGGGGAGGAGAGAUGGGUAUCUGCCUCUCGAUUUCGCCAGAAAGGGUGACCGGUUUUGUAAGCACCAACGCGUCCAGCGCCGGCGACGAGGAGGAUGACUGGCGCCGGCGAGAGAAGCCGGACGAGAGACAGAGAGUGAAGGGGAGGGGAAGGAAGCAGGGAAUCAGGCAGGUUCCGUGCGGGAAGACGACGGACUUCGGAUUUAAUCGGGAUUUCGCGUGUAGGUAUACAAUCGGGAGGCUUCUGGGCCACGGGCACUUCGGGUAUACGUUCGUCGGCAUCGAUAGGGUUAAUGGGGAUCAAGUCGCCGUUAAAAGGAUAGACAGAAAUAAGAUGGUUUUUCCUGUUGCUGUUGAGGAUGUUAAACGAGAAGUCAAAAUACUUGCAGCCUUGAGAGGUCAUGAGAAUGUUGUCCACUUCUACAAUGCAUUUGAAGACGAUGACUACGUAUAUAUAGUUAUGGAAUUAUGUCAGGGUGGCGAACUGUUGGAUCGGAUUUUGGCCAAAAAAUACAACCGUUAUUCUGAGAAGGAUGCAGCUAUAGUUGUGCGUCAGAUGCUUAAAGUUGCAGCCGAGUGUCACUUGCAUGGUUUGGUACACAGAGACAUGAAGCCAGAGAACUUCCUUUUCAAGUCAACUAAAGCGGAUUCACCACUUAAGGCAACAGAUUUUGGUCUUUCAGAUUUUAUAAAGCCAGGGAAAAAGUUCCACGACAUUGUUGGCAGUGCUUAUUAUGUUGCUCCUGAAGUACUAAAACGGAAGUCCGGCCCAGAGUCUGAUGUAUGGAGCAUAGGUGUAAUUACUUAUAUUUUGCUCUGCGGGAGGCGCCCCUUUUGGGAUAGAACAGAGGAAGGAAUUUUCAAAGAGGUCUUAAAAAAUAAACCAGAUUUUCAUCGGAAGCCAUGGCCUACUAUAAGCAACAGUGCAAAGGAUUUUGUUAAGAAGCUACUGGUGAAAGAUCCUCGUGCUAGGUUGACUGCUGCUCAGGCUCUGUCACAUCCAUGGGUAAGAGAAGGGGGACUUGCGUCAGAAAUUCCAUUAGACAUAUCUGUGCUAUCCAAUAUGCGCCAGUUUGUGAAAUUCGGUCGUUUCAAGCAGUUUGCUCUUCGGGCAUUGGCUAGCACUCUCAAUUCAGAAGAGCUCGCUGAUCUUCGAGAUCAAUUUGAUGCUAUUGAUGUUGAUAAAAAUGGUUCAAUCAGCCUCGAAGAAAUGAGACAGGCUCUUGCUAAAGAUAUUCCUUGGACGUUGAUGGAGCCUCGUGUUCUGGAGAUUCUUGAAGCGAUUGACAGCAACACCGACGGCUUGGUCGAUUUCUCGGAAUUUGUUGCAGCAGCCCUACGUGUGCAUCAAUUGGAAGAACAUGACUCGGAGAAGUGGCAACAGUGUUCCAAAGCAGCUUUUGAAAAGUUUGAUAUCGACAAAGAUGGAUAUAUCUCAUCUGACGAACUUCGAAUGUACAUAGGAAUGAAGGGUUCUAUUGAACCCUUAUUGGAAGAGGCUGAUAUGGACAAGGAUGGCAAGAUAAGCUUAGAUGAGUUCCGGCAUAUGCUAAUGACUGCAAGCAUGAAUUCCAGCAAUGCGCCCAGCAUGAGCGUUCCAAGUUCUCGCAAGUUGUGAUGAUGAUGAACUUAUGAGAUCAUCUUACGGCUUCUAAUUCAACUAACUCAUAGAAUUAAAGCCUUCUUUUAUCAAUUAAAAGCUUGCAGUUAUCUUGAAAGCGGUAAUCUUUGCGUUAGGCGCAAAAUUUCUGCAGAUAUUUGUUUGCUGCUCAUGAUUUUCUUUACAGAAAUUCUAAUAUAAAAACUGAGAGCUGACGAUUGUGUUGUUGAAUGUGGCUGUUGGAUGUGGUAAUAAAAAGAAUGGAGCAAUUUCAUGCGUAACAGUGUACAAACUAUUAAAUUUGUUUAAUGUAUGACAUUCCCAUUGAAGGGGGUUGUUUGGUUA